AUAGUUGUCAACAUCGUUUUGUAUAUGCCGAAAUUAUGUUGACUUCAGUAGCUUGUAAGACAUUUUUCGAUACUUUUCCAAAUUUGAUCUGUGGACGCUGUAAACUUAAUGGCGUGCAGGGAGCCACCGCAGACUGCGAUCGUCAUUAACUUGCUAAUUGGCGAUUUGGUUCAGGAUGCCGUUAACGAGCCCCGCAAACUGUCCGAGCAGAAGAACACCUGCCAGCGGCUCUUCGAUAUUUUGGGCUUUCAAGCCGACGAAUGUUUUGAGGAUUUGGAAGAUAGUGAUCCGGCUGCAACACACAGCUCGAUCACCGUACGCACCAAUUCAAAAUCGAAUCUAGGCGGAGCAAACAAACGGAAUUGGUACGGAUGGAUGUCCAAGGCAUUGGCGGAAGAAAAUUCGGAAGACGAUGUUGAGAUCUUCAGGAAGAAGGAUAGCGAUGUGCUCAAGGACAUCCACUCGAUCGGCGUGCAGACGGAACAGCCGCGCCGGCGCAUUAGAGUUUGUCCUGUGGACUUUGCCCCGGCUUUGGCACCCUGCGAAUCGACACGUCACACGAUAUUCAUCGAUGCCGUUUCCAUGCAGAUUCCAAAUGCACUAGGUCGACCACCGCUGGCCGAUCGUUUUUGCUAUAUGCUAACCGAUUUCGCUUCGGCACUAUAUUGUAGUCUCGCCAUCAUGUGUUGUUGCACACCCAAUAUGUUGAGAUAAAUUAGAAUGCGCAAUGCUGGUUGGAACUCUGUUCUGC
Drosophila melanogaster (fruit fly) is the source of this 751-nucleotide messenger RNA. RefSeq lists its product as uncharacterized. The record is from RefSeq and is marked reviewed. The transcript is spliced from 2 exons. Lineage: Eukaryota; Metazoa; Arthropoda; Insecta; Diptera; Drosophilidae. The coding region runs from base 109 to 714 and encodes 201 amino acids.